AUGUACGGCACUCAGCUCCGUGAGGCGGAGCUGCAACGCCGACAUGCUCAGCAGAGGGCACAAAGACGAGCCAUACAGACAGUUAUGAACAACGCACAGCAGCCGCCGCACUACUCCGCCUUGGACGACAAGGGCGCCGACUCUGCCAUGGUCGGCGGCGAGUCUCUUGACGACCUGGUACAUACGAACCACCAGGUCAUGCAUCGACGCAGGAGCCUUCCACAGCAGGCACCAUACAUGACACAGGCCAGCAAUGAUCCGAGACGGCUUUCAAUGCUCGACUACACAAGCAGCAACGCGAUGCACAACGGGGGCUUUGGCGACUAUCAGUUCAGCGGCAUGACAUCACCUGCUGGUACAAUGCCUGGCGGCUUCCCAAACAUGAACAACAACAUGACGAUACCAGGUACAUCGGGCAACUUCUCGCCACAAGCUAUGGUCGCUGAAGAUUUCUACAACCCAGACAUGGUGGAGAACAUGAUGGCGUUCUCCAAUAUGAAUAUGGAGUCUAUGGGACUCGACAACUCGAUGACCAUGUUUCCAAAUCAGCCACUUUCGACGAAUAUGAGGCCGAACAACGUGGGUGUCAUACGGCCAGAUUUCAACAUGAACAUGCCAGGAUCAGGCAAUACGUUGGGCGACAACGUAUCAUUAGAUAAGCCGGACAGUGUUAUGAUGAACAACAACGCGCACUUCACCCAGUCCAAUCAGAACAACAACCAAAGCAGCAACAACGUGAGCUUGGAGGUGAACAUGGCUAAUGCGGUCAAUUCCUAUCCGCCAGCUCUAUCUCGGCAAGUCUCACAAUUGACAGCGCCUUCCGGCCCAUCGCGCACCUCGUCCUAUCAUUCACCCAUGCCGACGGGAAGCGGUUCAACUCCAGACAGCUCACGCAACUCGUCCAACACGCCUGCGUUCCCACCGCAGCCACAGACGAAGACCCCCAAGACCAUAUACUCCAGGAGCGGCUUCGACAUGCUGCGUGCCCUCUGGCAAGUCGCCACUCGCAAAGACCCACAAGUAAACCUCGGCGCCGUCGACAUGUCUUGUGCGUUUGUGGUUUGCGAUGUGACGAUGAACGACUGCCCCAUCGUUUACGUAUCCGACAACUUUCAAAAUCUCACGGGCUACAGUCAGCAUGAUAUCGUGGGACAAAAUUGCCGCUUUCUCCAGGCCCCCGAUGGAAAGGUCGAAGCUGGCUCCAAACGAGAAUUUGUCGACAAUGGCGCUGUAUACAACCUGAAGCAGAAGAUCGCGGAAACGCAAGAGGUGCAGCAAAGUCUCAUCAACUACAGAAAGGGAGGCAAGCCAUUUCUCAAUCUGCUCACCAUGAUCCCUAUUCCUGGGGAUACCGAUGAAAUCAGAUACAUUGUCGGAUUCCAGAUCGACCUUGUGGAAUGUCCAGAUGCAAUUGCGUCGGCGCAGGGUGCUGGUUCCAUGAAGGUCAACUACAAACACAGCGAUAUUGGGCAGUACGUAUGGACCCCACCGCCUUCGAGUCAGUGGGAGCCUGAGAAUGGCCAGACUCUCGGCGUUGAUGAUGUCUCUACCCUCCUGCAGCAGUUCAAUCCACAGGGCGCAGUGUCGGACUGGCACAGACAGUCUUGGGACAAGAUGCUUCUCGAGAACGCCGACGAUGUGGUCCACGUUCUGUCACUCAAGGGCCUGUUUCUCUACCUUUCACCCUCUUGCAAGCGCAUUCUUGAGUACGAUGCUACAGAGCUGGUUGGCAACUCGCUGUCCACCAUUUGCCAUCCCUCAGACAUUGUACCUGUCACGCGCGAACUGAAAGACACGACCAGUGGAAACUCAGUCAACAUAGUAUUCCGAAUUGCCCGGAAACACAGUGGCUAUACUUGGUUCGAAAGCCACGGGUCCCUCUUUGUCGAGCAAGGCAAGGGCCGCAAAUGCAUCAUUUUGAUUGGGCGGAAACGACCUGUACUGGCUUUGAGUCGACGUCAGCUUGAGAGCCACGGAGGCAUCGGCGAUUCCGAGCUCUGGACCAAGCUUUCUACUUCUGGAUUGUUUCUCUUUGUGUCCGCAAAUGUUCGGUCGCUACUCGACCUACAACCAGACAAGCUCGUCAACACCAGUAUUCAAGAGCUCAUGCGAAAGGAGUCGCGCCCAGAGUUUGGAAGGGCGAUCGAAAAGGCACGGCGGGGCCGUAUAGCUACCGUUAAACACGAGGUGCAGAAUCGCCGCGGUCAGGUCCUCCAGGCACAAACCACGCUGUAUCCGGGUGACGCUGCGGAAGGGGCGAAGCCCACUUUCAUCUUGGCCCAGACGAAGCUCCUCAAGGCGUCGUCUCGUAGCACUGCUUCCACAGCUUCCUCGACUGGUCGUCAGAGCGCAACUUCAACCUCACAAUCUCUAGUCCCUUCUACAGCACAAUCGAAGUAUAGCGAUGGAGGUGCAGGCUUAAUCUCGGCACCUGGUGGGGGUGUGGCACCAGGGAAUCAGGAUCACUUUCUGGCAUCAGAAGACAACAUUUUCGACGAGCUCAAGACGACACGCUGCACGAGCUGGCAGUACGAACUUCGACAAAUGGAGAAAGUCAAUCGUAUACUGGCCGAAGAGCUUCACGGGCUUUUGUCGAACAAGAAGAAACGCAAGAGAAGAAAGGGCGUUGGCAAUGUCGCUCGUGACUGUGCCAACUGCCACACUCGCAAUACUCCAGAAUGGCGGAGAGGUCCAAGUGGCCAGAGAGAUCUAUGCAACAGCUGUGGCCUUAGGUGGGCGAAGCAGACCGGUAGAGUCUCACCACGAAACUCUUCUCGCGGAGGCAAUGACAACGCAAGCAAGAAGUCCGCGUCGCCCAUCCACUCGUCUCCCCUACAUAAGGAAGUCAACAGUAAAGAUGCCAGUAUACUGGGAAGGGGGUCAGAAGCAGACCCGAGCUUCAACAACAUGGUCCGCUCAGUACCCAACACGGAUGCUGCCCAGAGCGACAUUUCUGCCGACCCCAACAACCCCCCGAAGAGUCACGUUCCGCCGCCUAGUCAGCCACUUCUCGAAGGGGGGGCUGCCGGGAGUGCGAUGACGGCAAUCCAGGAGGAGCGUGAGGUCAGCAUGUGA
Messenger RNA from Microdochium trichocladiopsis, 3075 nucleotides. RefSeq names its product PAS domain-containing protein. NCBI's taxonomy places the organism in Eukaryota, Fungi, Ascomycota, Sordariomycetes, Xylariales, Microdochiaceae. Gene Ontology annotation, molecular function: zinc ion binding; protein binding; sequence-specific DNA binding. The coding region runs from base 1 to 3075 and encodes 1024 amino acids. Gene Ontology annotation, cellular component: nucleus. The transcript is spliced from 3 exons. Gene Ontology annotation, biological process: regulation of DNA-templated transcription. The record is from RefSeq and is a predicted model, not a curated record.